AUGCGACUUCGUUUGCACAAAUUGAGGCAAGCUGAAGCGACUUUAAUCGAAUAUACAAAGAGCUUGACAUCUCCUUUUGGACCUACUAAAAGAGUACCAUGGUCGAAAGGUGAGAAAAAUUGUGUACUAGAAACCUUUGGUGAAUAUGUUCAAAAACAUAAUCUACCCAAAGCAAAAGAUAUUGAAGCUCUUAAAAGAAGUCAUUCCGUCCUUAACAAUCGUUCUAUUGCGCAAAUCAAAACUUGGUUGAAUAAUCAGCAACAAAAAUUUCGUUCAAGGCAUAAUACGCGAAGUAAAAUAAAAAAUUGUUCAUCUUUAGAAGUUCAUCGAUUGAUAUUAGAAGAAAAAAUAUUAUCAUGUUCACAGGACGGAUUGGCAAUUAAAAAUUUUCCAGGAAAAGGACGUGGAAUAAUAACAAAACGUGCUUUUUAUAAAAACGAAUUCAUUGUUGAAUAUAUUGGCGAUUUAAUUAAAGAAAAACUUGGUUAUCAGCGUGAAAAAUAUUACGAGCAAAAUGGAAACUAUGGCAGUUAUUUAUUUUUCUUUGCUCAUAAAGAUCAACGAUACUGCAUUGAUGCUACAAUCGAAACCGACAGAUAUGGCAGACUAAUCAACCAUUCACGUAAGGGACAAUUAAAACCUAUAGUAGUACCACAUUUAAUGUUUGUUGCAAAGCAGGACAUUUUAAAAGAGAAAGAAGUCACAUAUGACUAUGGAGAUAGGCGAUGCACAGUACUAGAGAAUAACCCCUGGCGUGAGAAAACCUUGGCUAAAGAUACUAUCUUGUCUACCAUGGGAGAACCAUGGCUAAAGACUCUACCAUGUCUAGCGUGGGAGAACCUUGACUUAAGACUCUACCAUGUUUAG
Molecule: messenger RNA, 867 nt
Organism: Leptopilina heterotoma
Lineage: Eukaryota; Metazoa; Arthropoda; Insecta; Hymenoptera; Figitidae
Product: histone-lysine N-methyltransferase PR-Set7-like
Exons: 4
Coding region: 1-867 (288 amino acids)
Molecular function (GO): protein binding
Source: RefSeq, a predicted model, not a curated record